Messenger RNA from Brassica napus (rape), 2413 nucleotides. Its product is annotated as SWI/SNF-related matrix-associated actin-dependent regulator of chromatin subfamily A-like protein 1. Gene Ontology annotation, cellular component: nuclear replication fork. Bases 178 to 2232 code for a protein of 684 amino acids. The record is from RefSeq and is a predicted model, not a curated record. Gene Ontology annotation, molecular function: ATP binding; ATP-dependent chromatin remodeler activity. Gene Ontology annotation, biological process: replication fork processing; DNA repair. Lineage: Eukaryota; Viridiplantae; Streptophyta; Magnoliopsida; Brassicales; Brassicaceae. The transcript has 23 exons.
CUCACCAUCUAAAGCCACGAAACGGUAGCGUUUCAGAUACAAACAUGUCUUCUUUCUUUUUUUUUGCUUUUCUAGAAACGUUUUAACGGAGAGGGAGGAGGGAAAGAAGAUAUUCGAGAAGUGAAUCCGCCAUUAAAAGCCGAAGAAAGACGAAGAAGUGUGGAGGUGGGAUCGAAAAUGGAUGAUGAUGACUUUGAUUUGACCAUGGAAGAGAUGGAUGCCCUAGAAAAAGAAGCUCUUGAGAGAAUCAACCAGAACAAGGUUCUCGCUUUCUCAAUUUUCCUUGUCCUUACGUUGGGGAUUAAUCUCGUGUUCAGCCCUAAUGUGUGUUUUUCUUUUGCUCAGGUUCCUAAUUUGUCUCAAGGGUCCAGAAUCUUACCUUCAUCUCUCGCCCCUAAACCAAACACUGGUGAGGGCGUUAAGGUCCCUCUGAAGAUUUUGCUGCAUCAUAGUGGAGAUCUUGCUGCAAAGUUCCCCUAUAACCAGGCGGUGGUGGAUGCUGUGCGUAAAAUCCCUAUGGCUCUUUGGAAUGCUAAAGAAAGGUUAUGGAUCUUUCCUCAAUCUUCAUUGUCAUCAGCAGAAAUUAUUCUACGACAAGUUUCCAGCGUUAAAGUUGAGGUAGAGAACUUAGAUCCUCUUGUGCAACGUGCAAUAGCUUCUGCCUCAAGAGUUCCAGAUCUACGGCAUCUGUAUGACAAGAUACCAAGCCACAUUGAGCCAAAGCUUCUUCCGUUUCAGCGAGAUGGCAUAGAGUUUAUAUUGCAGCACGGAGGGCGUGUGCUCCUAGCGGAUGAAAUGGGUCUGGGAAAGACUCUGCAGGCAAUUGCUGUGACUACAUGCGUUCAAGAAUCUUGGCCAGUUCUGAUUAUUGCACCAUCUUCCUUACGUUUACAUUGGGCAACGAUGAUUCACCAAUGGCUGCAUGUACCUCCGUCAGACAUAGUUGUAGUUUUACCGCAACCAGGUGGAUCAAACAAGUGCGGAUUUACUAUAGUUUCCUCGAAUACAAAGGGCACAAUCCAUCUUGAUGGUGUCUUCAACAUUAUCUCUUACGAUGUGGUCACCAAACUGGACAAACUCCUGAUGGCGUUGGACUUUAAGGUUGUCAUAGCAGAUGAAUCACAUUUUCUUAAAAACGCUCAAGCAAAGAGGACAACUGCUACCCUUCCAGUCAUAAAGAAAGCUCAAUAUGCAAUCCUGCUGAGUGGAACUCCUGCUUUAUCUAGACCAAUAGAGCUAUUCAAACAGCUGGAAGCUCUAUACCCAGAUGUAUAUAGAAAUGUUCAUGAAUACGGUAGCAGAUACUGCAAAGGCGGGGUUUUUGGAAUAUAUCAAGGCGCAAGCAAUCAUGAAGAGUUGCACAAUUUGAUGAAGGCAACAGUAAUGAUUCGAAGACUUAAAAAGGAUGUCUUGUCUGAACUUCCGUCAAAACGAAGACAGCAGGUCUUCUUAGAUUUAGCCGAGAAAGACAUGAAGCAAAUCAAUGCUUUGUUUCGUGAGCUAAAGGUUGUAAAGGCAAAAAUUAAGGAUUGCAUGUCGGAAGAUGACAUCAAAUCACUUAAAUUUACAGAGAAGCAACUUAUCAAUAAGAUCUACACUGAUUCCGCUGAAGCCAAAAUCCCAGCAGUGACUGAUUAUCUAGGAACUGUACUUGAGGCUGGUUGCAAAUUUCUAGUAUUUGCUCAUCAUCAGUCCAUGCUUGAAGCAUUACACCAGUUUCUAAAAAAAAAGAAAGUGGGCUGCAUCCGGAUUGAUGGAAGUACCCCUGCCUCCUCUAGACAAGUAUUGGUUUCAGACUUUCAGGGGAACGAUGAGAUAAAAGCAGCAGUGCUGUCAAUACGAGCUGCUGGUGUUGGGAUAACUUUGACAGCAGCAAGCACUGUUAUCUUUGCGGAGUUGGCAUGGACUCCAGGUGACCUGAUACAGGCAGAAGAUCGUGCACAUAGGAUUGGUCAAGUCUCCUCAGUUAACAUACACUACCUUCUAGCAAAUGACACUGUUGACGACAUCAUCUGGGAUGUCGUUCAGAGCAAGCUGGAGAAUCUGGGACAGAUGCUUGAUGGACAAGAGAAUGCUCUGGAGGUUUCAUCUAGUCAUGUGAUGAACAGUCCACUAAAACCGAGAAACAGCCCCUCGAAGCAGCAAACUCUAGACCCGUUCUUGAAGCGCUGCAAGAGAUCAUUAUAUGAUGACACUGAAGAACGUCCGACGCCUAAAGUUCCCAGAAACUGAAAGUAAAAAAUUUUCAAGAUCCCAUCAGCAUUUUUUGUUGCUUGCAGAAACGCAUGAUUGUGUGGGUAAAAUGACCAUUUUGUAAUAUUUUUGGGCAACCAAAUAGCCGUUAGUACUUUUAGGCUUCCAUACAAUUUGGAUCCUCAGAGUUCAUGACCUUGCAAAAUAACUUUUUGUCAAA